This is a messenger RNA of Diospyros lotus (date-plum), 673 nucleotides long. Its product is annotated as brassinosteroid-responsive RING protein 1-like. NCBI's taxonomy places the organism in Eukaryota, Viridiplantae, Streptophyta, Magnoliopsida, Ericales, Ebenaceae. Gene Ontology annotation, molecular function: ubiquitin protein ligase activity. The transcript has a single exon. The record is from RefSeq and is a predicted model, not a curated record. Gene Ontology annotation, biological process: protein ubiquitination. The coding region runs from base 75 to 569 and encodes 164 amino acids.
AGAGCAGAUUCAUAUGAAGCUCUCUCUCACUCUCUCUCUCUCUCACUGUGUAAGUUGAUCGGAAGAUAUUUCGGAUGGGUUUUCCGGUGGUUUACACGGAAGAUUUGAUCCCAAAGCUCUUCAUCUGCGGGCUCUCUCUUCUGGGCUUAAUCCGAAGCCUCAUCCUCUCUCUGCUGCGCUUCAUGGGCCUGCCGGAAUUUCUCGAGCCGGCCGACGCUUCACUCCUGGAGAAUCCGACCCGGGGACCGGAGACCCCGCCCAUAUCGGCAGUCCUGAUAAGGGAGCUGCUGCAGGUGGCGAAGCUGGCGGGAGAGGCGGGGGAGAGCUGCGCCGUGUGCCUGUACGAGAUGGAGGUGGGGGAUGAGAUCCGGUGGCUGAGGAACUGCCGGCACAUAUUCCACCGGAGCUGCCUGGAGCGAUGGAUGGACCACGAUCAGAAGACGUGUCCGCUCUGCAGGACGCCAUUUGUGCCGCACGAAAAGCUUGAUGAGUUCAAUCAACGGCUCUGGGCAGCCCCCGGCGCCGCCGACCCGUACAGUGACUACUACAGUUCAGUUUCGUCUUUGUAGACUAAUAUUGUAAAGCUUGAUUAAUUUGUUAACCAAAAUGAGAAGAGAAGAAAAUUUGUCUUUCGUAUGAAUUUAGAUCUAAUAACAAUCCUUAAUUUAUAUAA